Seriola aureovittata is the source of this 10540-nucleotide messenger RNA. It is a transcript of the gene fgf11a, whose product is annotated as fibroblast growth factor 11a. Gene Ontology annotation, biological process: fibroblast growth factor receptor signaling pathway; cell differentiation; positive regulation of cell population proliferation. The coding region runs from base 1190 to 1939 and encodes 249 amino acids. Gene Ontology annotation, cellular component: cytoplasm. The transcript has 6 exons. Gene Ontology annotation, molecular function: growth factor activity; fibroblast growth factor receptor binding. The record is from RefSeq and is a predicted model, not a curated record. Lineage: Eukaryota; Metazoa; Chordata; Actinopteri; Carangiformes; Carangidae.
CACACACAUACACGCUGCCUCUGUCACACACCCUCACACCCAUACACCUUCACACUGUGCUGCCUCCUCACACACAUAUGUACACUCUCCCUCACACGUGUGCACAGAGGCUGAGAGGUGCCUUGUUCAGGAGACACACACUUCUUUCACACACACACACACACACACACACACACAUGGACACACAAUGGACUCAACAGAACCGGAUCGGACUACUGUCACCCGCCGGUGGAGACUCUCACAUGAGCAGCACAGCAUCUACCGGUGUGGGUGAACACAAGGGUGAUGCCAGGAGAGCUUGAACGACAGCAAGGGAACAAGCUGCACUCCGUCCAGCAGUGUCUGUCCGCAUCCCUCCAUCCCUUGUCCCAGCUUGCGGAGCUGAUACCUCAGGUCGGACGGUCCCCACUUCUUCUUCUACUUCUCAUGCUCUGACAUUGUUUCGGAUGGAGAAAUUUCACAGGUGAGGGACAAGAAGAAAAGCAGCUGCAGUGUGUCCCGACAGAGUCACUCCUGUUAUUUUGGAGAGUUGGUAUUUGGACGUUUUUCAUCCCACUGAGUCGGAUCGGGUUUCUGAUCUGCAGGACUGAGCGGGUUAAGAGGACUAAAUGUGAUUUUUGUUUGGGUCGGGUUUCACAAUGCGAAGAAUGGUUCCGUUGCUGAACCCUUUCGGACAGGAUUGAGUCAAACUUCCCAGGACCUCCAGGACGAGGGUGAGGGUACAGUCGGACUGGGACAGAGGCAUCGGGGCACACUGACUACAGCGCAUUCGUUUUUGGGUGGAUAAGACCAUGACUUGUCCCAACAGAGGAACAGUGACGUAUCAAAGCUUCACCUGAACCUGACUCCCAAGCAGAAAACAAACAACCAGAAGGACAUUUAAAGGCAAACGCUCAUCAGUCGAACUGUCAACGACGCAAGUUGCCUGUUUUGGGUGGGCCUUUGAGGGAUCCACCCUUCUUUCCUCCACCUCCUCAUCUUCCUCCCCUCCUCUCUCUUUUUCUGCCCUUCUCCCCGCCGCUUCGGUCCAUCCUCAGAAGCCCCCUCCUCAGCUUUGCACCCCUCCCUCAGCGGUGUCCCGUCGCCCUGGGUGAGCGGGCAGGGGGGUGGCCCACGGUACCCCCCGACACCUGGGCGCCACCGAGCCGCCAGCGACUGGUGAGGCGGCGGCAGGGUCAGCGCUGGGAAGAUGGCCGCUCUCGCCAGCUCCCUUAUUCGCCAGCGCAGGGAGGUCAAGGACCCCCAGGCAAACCGGCAGAUCGCCAGCAAGCGCAAACCCUGCCCCAAGAGCAACAAGUCGCUCUGCCAGAAGCAAAUCCUCAUAUUAAUAUCCAAGGUUCGACUAUGUGGCAGUCGAGGGAGAAAAAUGGAGAAAAGACCAGAGCCACAGCUGAAGGGCAUCGUCACGCGGCUCUACUGCCGACACGGCUUCUACCUCCAGAUGCUGCCGGAUGGCACCAUGGAAGGCACAAAGGACGAAAGCAGCUCCUUCUUGCAGUUCAACUUGAUUCCUGUGGGGCUCAGGAUAGUGGCCAUCCAGAGCACCAAGACAGGGCUCUAUGUUGCCAUGAACAGCGAGGGCUACCUCUACACUUCGGAGCACUUCACGCCGGAGUGUAAGUUUAAGGAGUGCGUGUUUGAGAACUACUACGUGACCUACUCGUCCAUCCUGUACAGACAGACCCAGUCGGGGCGGGCGUGGUAUAUCGGCAUCAACCGGGACGGUCAGGUCAUGAAGGGGAACCGCGUCAAGAAGACCAAGGGAGCCGCUCACUUCCUGCCCAAACUCAUUGAAGUGGCCAUGUACAGGGAGCCCUCUCUGCAUGACGUUGCUGAGCAGAGUCCGCCCAGGAAAACGCCCAAGACCUCCAGUGACUCGCCCGUGCUCCAGAACGGCAAGAAGGACCCUCAAUCCAAAACCAAAACCUCCUCCUCCUAGCGCUCAGAGACACAGGAGGGAGGAGGAGGAGAAGGAGGAGGAGGAGGUGGGAGCGGGGACAGAUGGACACGGGCACUGGGCACCAGCGGAAACCUGAAUAGGGUUGUUAGGGCUACUCCCGCCCCACCUCCCCCACCCCCCACCUGCUGCCUGCAACACUGACCCCCACAAAAACUCUUAUGUACCACAAGAAAAGGAGCAGGGUCUGGGCAGAGUGGAGCUGGCCAAUGAAAAGCCCCUUUUACCUUCACAGACCCCCCCCCCCCCCCCCCAUCCACACCAGCCCUUCACCGUCUUAUUAAAUAACCUCUGAGAUUAUCAGAGCCUGGGAUGUAAAAGCAAUAACUCCAUGAAGAGGUGAACAGUCGCCUAGCAUCGUAUAGCAUGUCACCCCAGCGUGUCUAACCAGCUGGAAGGAAAUCCCACACACCCUCUAAGAUAUCAUCAGUGACAUCCUUCCAGCCAGCCAAAUAUCUGAGCAAAGUCUUCCUGGUUUUACCACCAACAGGUGCAACGGUCAAAUCCGUCCCUCUGCAGCACAUACUUUACAAAUGGGUUGUGUUUUUAUUUCCCUGCGGGGGUUCCAUGCUAAUGUUAGCCUGACACAGAGCCAUGCAAAUGCGACGCCGCCACAGAGGCCCUCGCAGACUUUUGUUUUGCGGCCAUCUGCUCAGUCCACGUCUUGUGUGUGUGUCAGCGACUUUUUGUGAGAUGGCCUGGAUACUUGUCAGCCUUGUUGGUGUGUGUAUGUGUGUGUAUUUAUGUAUAUAUGUGUGUGUGUGUGCGCGUGCGUGCGUGCGUGCUCCCUUCUUCUCCCAUUCACCUUUGGCGUGGUUUGAUUAGUUUGUGACAUGGACUCAAUUUUCCACUCGGCGACACAAGAAAACCCCUCCCGUCCUCUCUGGCUCUGUUAAUGGAGUCUGGGGCUGAUCAGAAUCUUUCGACCCUUAAACGAGGGGCCAAGAGCUCCCUUGGCACCCUGCAUACUACACACACGCACACACACACACACACACAAGCGCACACACACUCAUUAUCACACUGACAUUUACACACAUGCGUGGCGGUGUGUGUACUGCUCGCACACACUUUAGCGCCCUGAUAUCCGUGGGCGACGACCGCAGAAAAUGAUCUUGGGGCUUAACACACUUAACACAAUGACAUGCAUUAACACACACACGCACACACACACACGCACACACACAUGCACGCACGCAUUUGGUUUGUGUGUGUGUGCACGUGUGCGUGUGUGUGCAGAUUUCUGGGAGAUGAUGAGGAUGUCAUCAGUGAGAUGGGGUACUGAUGGAGCCUGACUGUGUGGCUUGUGAUUGCGCUGCAAUAGCCUUUUUUUCCCCCACUGUUGCUGGCCACCUGAAGCCCACACGGUGUCUGCCGACCCGCGUCACUCUGUGUGGUGUUGUUGUCUAAAAAUAUACAGAAAAAAAUGUCUCCUAUUUACUCAUUGUUUGCUACCACAUAAUUAUUUUGGGCACAUAAUAACAGUUUCUGCAGAUUCAUCGCUACCCCAUCACUGUCUCCAAGCCAUAAAUAUUCUGUAUACUGUAUUUCUAUCACGGAUUUAAAGGGGCAGUCCACCUGUUUUUACAUGUCAAAGUUAAUUAUCAUGUCAUGGAGAUUACUACUCAGCCUGUGUAGUUUUUGAUUCAUUUGAUUUGUUACUGACUCUAAGGCUAAAACUGCACUUUUGCUGUGCUACAGCUGUGUCCCAAAUCCAUAUUACAUAAUAAUUCUGAACAGGUUUCAGUCAAGCUUUUGCAAACCGUAAGAUUUUCAAAAUAAAGCAAACUCAAAAGCAUCAAUAUGCUGACUAAAAACAUGCUUGAUUCUUCAGUGGGCUGCUAAUGUACACUCUUUUUCCCCACAAUGCAGUGCACAUAACGGAGGAGCAGCAACACGAUAAAACAAAUGUUGAAUGGUUGUGAAGCAGCUUUGUGAAGAUUCUUUAACCAAACAUUUUCAUGUGUAUAUGUGAAGUUCAAUUGUUCAUCCUGUCUUUGACGUGCUAACUUUAAAACAGUGUACCAAAAUAAUUAGUGUGUAGUAUGGAAUUGGGUAAGUCCUCCCACAGUUUUAAAAAAAAUCGAUGCAGCAGAACCAGAGAUGUCAUCUUUUUUUAAAUUCCUCUUUCAAUUCGACCAACAACAGUUUGGUUUGAGAUUUGGAUGUGUAAUGCUAGUAGCGACCAGCUGUUCGCCCUAGGCAGAGAUGAGGAGUGGGCUGCAGAGAUCUGCGACUCAACAAGUCCAGACAGAUCCAGUGUUUUUGGAGCUCGACUAAAACUCGAGACUAAAAGUCAGGAUAUCUCAGCCUCUGCUGCUCCGAUUUUAUCCGUCCCUUUUAAAAAUCUGUUCCCCAACUUUAUGGAAGUUUGAUUCUAUAUCACUGGAGUGCACUUUCCGUCACACAUUCACCUGUGUGACGGAAAGUGAUAAUUCCUACCGCUGGCAGCUGAGUAGCUCCACUGACACUUUUUUCUUAUUUUCUCGGAAAAAAAAAAUCCAACAGAAUUUUGUGAAUCUGUUUCUAAUUGUCAGCUCAUAAAUUAACAUGAAUUUCUUUGGUUAUGAUGCAAAAAGAAUUCAAGUCUUCUUUACCCGUCAUUUCACAAGUCCUCUUCUGUUAUGAGUUUGAUUUCUGUGACUGUUUUGUAAAGAGGAAAAAUAAGAAAACCAAAGUCAUGUAUAAAUAAUGAAAUUGGUAGCUGUAGUAUAAACUGUAAGUAGAAUGAUGGUUUAAAAAAAAAUGGAAAUGGAAGGAUAGAUGUGUGAUAUUUUUGCUUUGAUCACAUUUUUGUCAGUAUUUAUUUGGUAGAUUCUCCUGUUAAAGAAAGUAACUAAGAAAUUUUAAUAUUUCAUAUUCCAAUCUUCUCUUGCAGGAGAGCUUGUUUUGUGCUUUUCCAGUUGUUCUUUCCAUUCAAAGGGAAAAGCAAUCAUUUUUCAUAUCAAACUUUCAUGGAACAAUAUGCCAGGCAGGGUAAUUGUUUCCGCCUAAUGUUUAUGUAUAGGGAAGCGAGGGAGUCCCGUGUGUUCAGGAGGUAGAGGCGAGGACAGAUUGAUGAUCGGGGGCUCAGAGGAAGAGAGAGAGAAGGAUGAGGCAAAGAAAGGAAACCCGAAAAAGAGAGAGCUUUUUAGGGAGGAAAAUUUGUGAUGAUGAGCAGAACAAAAAGAGAUUUAAGAGGGAAUUAUGGUAAUGUGGACAGCGUUCCCUGAACACACACACUUCUCCCUCCAUGCAUAAUCCUCUGCGCCCCUGUAACUCGUGGUUGUAAAUAAUAAUAGCUGAUAACCCAUGCAGAAUAGAGGCGAGCUGCUGAGCAAAGUAAUCUGCAACCUGAGAUGAUGAAACAAACUUUACCUCUGCUUUCCUGAGGAGAAGCAAAUUUACUGAGGAAGGAAGGGGAGCGUGGUUAAGUGAUGACUCAAAGGAAAGGAAAAAAAACAGAGGAAAGGAACAAAGGAGGGAUGAAUAGGAUAAAAAAAAGAAGAGGAUUCAACAAAUAAACUAAAGGAGGGACUUGAAAAGCAACUUUCAGCUGAAAGAAUUGCAACCCAUUAGGGAGUUGCUCCCAUUAUUUUUAGAUUUAAUCAAAACAAGUUACUGUUAAAACCUCACUUGCAAACUAAAGACCUUAAUUAAACUGUUAAAUAGACCUUCAGGUUGGUGUGUUUGACCAGACGCCCCCUAUGGAUCGCUAAAUCCAGAACACAAUGUUUGACUAUUAUUCGCAAAGUAAUUACACAAAUGUUUAAUUAAAUGAGGCUCCUGCCUGCUAGAGUCGAAUUAAGAGCGUCUGGGACUAGAUGGAAAGAUACUGUUGGAUGGGAGGAGAAGAAGGGAGGAAUUACAGCAAACACACACAGCCAUGACUUCUGUUCCAUGACAAUAUAUUUUAAGGGCUGGGAAGUCUAUGUUGCAAUAUUUUCUUAUGUAUGUGUCAUAUUUGUUGUUUUGUUGUUGUUUGCAGAAUCGCAAGACAAAAAGCUGUUAGGGAGAGUUAAGGGCUAAUUUAGCUGAAGUAAUUAAUGUGGAUUUUAGAAAUGAUGAAAACGUGCUUUAAUUUAGAUAAAGUUCAGAUUACAGAUACAAUGCAUUGCAAUCACGCGCACAAGAGUAGUUAAAGGGCCACUCCUCUGAUUUUACACAUGAAGGAAAUACUAGACUGUUAAAAUGGUUGUAAAAUGUCUGUGGCUCUGGAGGACCUUCCUAAAGGUGCGUUCAGAAAGAAAGGGAAGCAGCAUGUGCAUCACACAUUGUUUAUGCAAAUAACCAUAGUGAUGUCAUCAAGGCUGUUUUUGGUUUUGGCUCGGAUGUACGUUUUCUUUACUGAAAGCCUGCAUUACACACUGUAGGUAUGGCGUGUAAGUGAGCAUUCAUGAGGCAAAGGGAGCCUUAUGUUAUUGAGUUCCAUUAAGGGAAAUGUUGGAUCAAGCGUUUUUGGAGUUUUGCCCGUACUACAGAUUUAAAGUCUGAACAUCUGAACCUCUGAUGCUUUUAUUUUGAAAAUUUCUUGAAAACCUUUUUUAAAAUGUGUCUCUCGUGAGUCCCCCAACUGUAUGGAAGUGCAAUACUAAAUUGUUGGAGUGGCCCUUUAACCCUCAAAAUCAAUGCAGUAUUAUAUUCUCUUAGUGCAAAUGCCUGUACAGAUGCAAAAAAAAAAAAAAAAAAAUAGCACAUGGUAGAUUUGUAGAGAGGAGGACAUGAAUUUAGAUUUUUUUUUUUUGUGUGGUUACAAUCAUCUCAUUUCCUGCCUCAAACUCUGAGUUAAAAAGACUUCUCUGCAUUCAAGUGACUUUAAAGAAACGAGAGCCACGAUUUUAUUAAAUCAAGCCAUCAGGAGCGCCGCUCAAUUCCAGUGACUGAGCGGCGGCGCACACUGACAUCUAGUGAGCGAUGGAUUCAUAUCUCGCUAUCGAGAUAUUCAUACUAUGUGUGGACUCAGCGAUUAAAAUGCAGUCCGUCACAAAUGAUCCAUCAGCCACUUAAAGUUGCAUCAGUCAUCAGUAUCUCACUUUUCCACUGUGGGAAUAUGCAGAUAAAUUAGCUUUUUAAUACAGUUUGUAGACUGUUAUUGGAAUUCACCCUCAUAUUCAACCAGGAUUCAUCAUGUGUUUGUGGCAUUUAAAAUUAUUGUUCCUGCACAUAAUUUUUCGAGUAAUCUUAUAAAUAGUCGCCUAUUUUUUCAGUGACAUCUAUAAUAUAAUUACUGUAUUUUUUUUGCAAAAGCUGUAACAGAUAUUAUCUUUUGUAAAUCUGAUUGAUCAUAGAUGUAACAUAUUGUUCUUUGAUUAUUUCAAAUGUGUUUUUCCCGAUCUGUUUGCAGUGUCAAUGAUUUCACUUUUAAGGUUGCAGAAAGGUAGAACUACUGUGCGUGGAUAGUUUGCAUGAUUGCACGAGUGUGUGUGUGUGUGUGUGUGGGGGGGGGGGUUGUGUCACAGACUUGUGUGUGUUUUGCUGUGUUCACACACUCCCUUUUUUUUUCUCUGCUGUAAGUCCUUUGUGGAGUCUGAAAUCAGCUUCUCUGUUCCAGCCUGUCUGCUCUCCGGCCUUCAGGCUUCACUUCAAACGAUUCUGUGUGAAUUACAGGAUGUAAAGAUUGCCAUUUAUCUCUGUGGCUGUCUAUCUGAGCACAUGUUUGAUUAGUGAAACCCCCCCCUCCCCAUGGCUGAAUUUACUGCUUUUAACUCUCUGAUGAAUGUCUCUGGAUUCGGCUCUAAAUGUUAAAUAUUGGCCCUCUGGAGAGCUCGCCGUCGCCGUUCCUUUAGAGUAUAUGAAAAAAGAUGAGAGAGGUGUGAACGUGUGUGUGUGUGUGUGUGUGUGUGUGUGUGUGUGCAUGGAUAUCCAAGGAGGUUAAAUGAUGUAUAUCUGAUUCAGCUGCACGCUUCACACAUCACACACACACACACACACACACACACACACACACUUCCCUCCCCGGGGACUCCCUUCCCUCCCAUUUCUCCCGAGUCAGGGCCCUCCCUGCUUACUGAGCGAAUUACAACUGCAGAGAGGGUCAUCCAGGGUUGUGAAGGACUCAGAGAGAGAGUGAGAAAGAGAGAGCGAGAGAGUGAAAGGCAUGUGUCACAUACCGUAGUGUAGCUAACUCGUACGCUCACAGCCUCCCUUUGAAGUUUCACUUCCUCUCUGCGAUCACUUUUGCAAACACAACUUCCCUUUAACCUGGAGGCAGUAUGUAUGUGCAUGUGUAUGUGCAUAUAUACGUGUGUGUGUGUCUGUGUGUGUGUGUGCGGUGCCUGCUCACACUCAUACAUCACACUCAUCAGCUUUGGUCUUUGUGUGUAAUCGUUGCGUAACUGUGAUUGAAUAUCUGUGUAUAUCCAUUAUGUGUAUCCAAGAAGAGAGGGAAUAAAAUACGGAGAGAAAGGGAGAGAGGAAAAUAGAGGAUAAAUCAGAGGCCAAAUCAAUGAGCACGCGUCCUUGGGCAGAAAGCAAUAAACUCCAUUAACAAGGUGCAGCCACAUUAUCAGGAAGGGUGUGGGGAAAAAAAGGAUUAAUAUUGAUAUAGAAACCAACUGCGUGUUUUAUUAGAGCUUUUAUUUUUCUAACACUUUGCCCUUUUUGUGAGCUGGGUUUGCUGUUUAAGUGUGUGUGUGCGUGUGUAUGUGUGUGUGUGUGUGUCUGUAUUACUUUGAGGUGGAGUCCCUUCACCACAUCUGCAAUGCAGCAGAAAACACAAAAAAGAGAGGGAGGAAGAGCGAGGCUCACGUGCUCCGACAAAAGAGUGACGCCGUCCUCGGACGGAUUUUCUCUCUCUCUCUCUCUCUCUCUCUCUCUCUUUUUUUUAUUUUAUUUUUUUUUAUUAGCUGCUUCAUAAAAGAAAAAAAAAAAGUGGUUAUAUAUUGGAAUCCAGAGCUCCAGCAUCUAAUGUCACAUCCUGUAUAGCAUUAACCAACAGACUAACUUCAUGUAUAAAAAAAAAUCAGGCUGUGUUUUUAAAGGCACACCCACAAUCCCUGGACACAUCUGCAUUGCACACAGCACCCUGCACCAAGCCGGCGCAGAUGUGGCUAACUGGGGUGACCUUUACAAACAGAUCAUGGAGGGACUUCACCUCUUACAAGCUAAUGCACCACCAAUGUUUUAGAGGUGACUUUACAAUGUAAACUAUACUAAACAAUGUAUUUAUUUACCCCCCCUUUUUUUUUCAAGUGUACUUUGUUUAAAAGAGUAUGGAUUGUGUUAUGGGUCUUUCUCAGUGGAAGUACUGUGACUUGUAAUGAAGUGAUAUGAGGAAAUCUAAGUAUUGGUAUCCAUUGUAAUGCCCUUUAUGAAUCACUGUUAGUCUGUUCACGUGUGUUUGUUGAUUUGAUGUGUUUAUUUUGCUGUUUAAAUGCAUAUCUGUGUCUGUUCUCCUAUGACGUGAUGUGGGAUAUUGAACAAAAAGGCUCAAUCUAAAGUACGCCGGGACUGAAGGGUUUCAAACCUCUUCCUCCUGAUCCCCCAGAUUCCUCCAGCACUCACCUGUCAAUCAAAGAUCUGACUGAACUGACUGACCUCCGACCUUUGAUCUCUUAAGGGGAUUUUAAUUGGCUCACCGGCAGCAUCAUGUGGACUGCUCAUUCGUCGUCUGUCUCGCACACAAACACAUCUUCUACCUGUGUGUGUGAUUCUGUGAUCAAUCCUCCAAGGAUUUUUUGACCUUUUUUUUUUCUUUUUUCUUUGUACUGCAUGGACGAUCCAACUUAUUGUGACAAAGUCUUCCAGAAAAGAUUUUAAGGAGAUCACCAUAAUCUUACUUUCCUUCCUGUCUUCCAAAUGCAAAAAGAGUGCUUCAGUCUUCCAGCUAUCAAAGCCACAAUGACACUAUUUUUGUAUUCAAAUGGGGCAAAAAAAUAUAUCUAUAUAUCUCUACAUAUAAAUAUAUCCAUGCAAAUGUGGUUGGGGUGCAAUAACUCCCCCUGUUGCUGGCAAGGAAUAACACGACAAAACGCCAUCCAAUCCCAUGGAUCACCUGGAGAAAUGAGCUGAGAGGGACUACGGAGAGCCGUGGGGCUUGCAGUUUGAAACUCCUGGGUUGAGGUAAAGGAUCACAGAUGGGCGGGACUACAAGCAUGCAUGCGCCAAUCAUUUACUGGACACCUUCAAAGAAACAGUCCUUACCCAAUAUUUACUCUUUAACCCCUUUAACCCCUUAACCCCCACCCCCCCAACACUCUAUUAUCCCAAACUCUUGUCUCUGCAUUUGCAAUAUGAUCUGUAUUUAUUUCUAUAAUAACUUACACAAAGUCAACGGAGACAUAUUAUUGGAUAUAAUUGAAUAAAACAAACUAAUAUAUUUGUAUGAUUGUAACGCUGGUCUCCUGAGAGUUUUCUUGGGUGUUUUGAUGUAAUUCCUGCGACAUACAACUUCUUGUACAUUUUUACAUUUAAAGGUCCAUAUUUUACACUUUUCCUGUGUUUCAUUUGAAGUGUUGAUCCAUAAGAAGACAUAUUUGUGGUUUUAAGCACCAGAAAGCAUCUCAGUGUAGAUUUACAUCUCCUCUCAGGUUUCUCUCUGGAGCUCUAAUAACAACAGGUCAGUGUGCCAAUCUAUUUUAGCCUUUUUUUUCAUAUUUUGGUAAA